AUGGAUGAGUUUACUGGCCGCUCUCUUGCAAAAUUAGAGGUGGCUCCAAGAGAUUCAGAGUUCUUUCGUAGAAGUGGUAUUUUCAAAGGUCUGAUCCGGCCUUUCUCGGCGAUGGAAUACCCAGAUAAUGCCUCAAAGCCCUCUGAACCUCUUGGAAACGUCGGAAAGAGCUGCACGACAAGCAGCCUUUCAGACGGGAUAUCCGGCGUGUGUCUCAUCACCGCUCUGUCCAACCUAACCGUUUUCGUCAUGCCCGACUAUGAGCGUGAAGGAAUCACAGUUGAUCGGUUUCUGGAUCUCUCAACGGUCUCUAGCCUAUUUCUAGGUAUUGGUAGUUAGGUCUCAAUGCCAAUAGCCGCAGCCGUC
Messenger RNA from Colletotrichum navitas, 366 nucleotides. RefSeq lists its product as uncharacterized. The coding region runs from base 1 to 339 and encodes 112 amino acids. Lineage: Eukaryota; Fungi; Ascomycota; Sordariomycetes; Glomerellales; Glomerellaceae. The transcript is spliced from 3 exons. The record is from RefSeq and is a predicted model, not a curated record.